UAUGGCGAGGGAAUAAACAAAUAGUACGCGGCUGUGAGUUGUGUGAGCUGCGAAUACAGUUCUCCUUUCCGUGACUAACAGUGACGCUGUUUUUUACUCGCCUACCUCCCAGGUUUUGUCCGGAAAAUUAUAUUUGUCGUUGGGACGUUGAUGUUUCCCCAGAAAUCACCAAUGAAAAGAGCGAAAAUAGUUAGUCCCUUACUGCUGAGCACCUCUGUUGUACCUCCUCCGGUGGUGCGGGAUAGAAUACCGUCUGGGCACAUCAUAGAGGACCUCUUUCUUUUGUACUGUUUGGUACCGGAAUGGAAAGAACAGCCAACCCAUCACCCCCUUGCCGAUAGAAAACAAGGUUGCGGUUGUUGAUGUAUUAGCAGGACCAGAGGAAGACGUCGCCAAUAUGUUAACGGGAUCUAAAACCACGUUCAAAGUCAGACAAAUGGUCCCCGAUAUGAAGGAGAGGAUGCUGAGCCCUAGCGGACUGAACGCGAGGAGCCGCGACAUGUUUGGACUGCGUUGUCUACCUGGGGAGUGUGUGCUCCAGAGGGCCGUGUUGGUGAGGAAGAAGCUGACCGCCAGGGAGGGCGGGGGCUGGCUGGCUGGAACCCUCUUCUGCACCCACUUCAGGGUGUCAUUCGUCCCCCAGGACAGCCCCAAGCCAGACGACAACGCUGACCCUGUCUUGUUAGGGGAGCAUGAUGUGGCGCUGGCCUCCAUUGAAAAGGUUGUUGCGGUUGGCCCGUCCAGGACCAAGCUGGUGACCCCCAACUCGUCUCUGAAGUUCACCCCAGAAGAGCUGGUGCUUUACUGCAGGGACCUGAGGGUCAUCUGUUUCCUCUUCGACCGCCUGACCCCCGACACCCAGGCCGUGGAGAUAACCUACACCAUCGCUAAGACCUACCAGCCUCUCAAGCCCGGCUGUGUGCUGGCCUUCCAGAACGCCGCUCUGGGCAGCGUGGAGAUGAAGCAGUUCCUUAGCAACCGUCGCCGUGACGGCCAGAUGAACUGGUUUGAGUCUGUGGACGAGUGGGAGCGGGAGCUGGAGCGGUGCGGAGCCAAGGGCUGGCGGGUCAGCACGGUCAACGACCGCUUCGAGAUGUCCACCAGCUUACCCAGGUACAACGUGGUUCCACAAAGGGUUCUGGACACUGAGCUGAAGAGAACGUUUGCCCACUUCAACGAAGGACGCAUCCCUCGCUGGAGUUGGAGGCACCCCCGAGGCAGUGACCUCCUAAGGAUGUCCAGCUUCCAGAACAACAUCUACCACGAGAAAGACGACACCAGGAACCUGGAGCUGGUGUUGUUUGGGAGCCAGUGGUCUCUGUGUGUGGUGGUGGACCUGGGGGAGGAGAUGCCCAGCCCCGCAGAACUCCAGCUGGCCCACAGUCGCCUGCGGGCCCUCUGUCUGGGAGAUAUCUCCAACUCGGUAACGGUCCCUGACGAUAAGUGGUUAUCCACCCUCGAGAGCACCCAUUGGCUGGACUACACCAGGUGCUGUCUGAGGAAGGCGGGCGAAGUGGCCUGUCUCCUGAGGGGUGGUCACAUGACCGUCGCACUGCAAGAGUCGGAGGACCGUGACAUGGGCUGCCUGGUGUCCAGCCUGGUGCAGGUGAUGUGUGACCCCCACUGCCGCACCCAGGAGGGCUUCCAGGGACUGGUGCAGAAGGAGUGGGUGAUGUCCGGACACCGCUUCUACAGCCGCCUCAACUAUCACCGGGACAACGACAAGGAGGAGGCCCCAGUGUUCCUCCUCUUCCUGGACUGUGUGUGGCAGCUCUGGUCUCAGUUCCCGUCCCGCUUCCAGCUGACGGACCACUUCCUGCUGGCGCUCUACGACAGCACGCACCUGCCCCUGUUCUCCAGCUUCCUGGCCAACUGCCAGCGCGAACGCUGCAAGCGCACACAGCACCUGACCCAGACCUACACCCCCGUCAACGGCUGGCGGGACGUGCUCCCGAGGGGGGGGUUGUCACUGUCGUCGCCGACGGACUCCGUGGACCCCCCCCUACCCUCCGUCUGGGACUGGGCGCUGCAGUACGGCGGCGGGCGGCUGUCCCGCUUCACCCAGCCCGUACCCCCCACGCCCCCCACGCCCCCGCCCCCCGUGGUUCUAAACGGGAACCUCAACACCAACCCGGACAUCCGCAGGAUGAGCGACACCGUCCAGGGCUCGGUGUUCCUUCUCUCGAGGGGCUCGUUCUCCUCACCCACGAACCUCCUGCCCUGGCGGGGAGGAGGAGGAGGAGGAGGUGGGGGAGGUGGAGGCGUUGCUGCUGCUGUUUACAAGAGGAGCCACCGGAGGGCGCCCUCCUCUGAGAGCCUGUCCGGCCUGGAGAGGCUGCUGAAGGCCACGGCUCUGACCGAUGCCCCCCAGGGCCUCACCUCCACCUCCACCUCCACCACGGGCCCCCAGGGGUCACCCCUGGACCACUACGAGCCCUUGCUGCCCCUCCUUCUGGGGCCCUGCAUGCGGGUGUGGAAGGAGUGCUAUCUGAGGGGGGUGCUGCAUGCUCAGGCGUUCUCCCACCCCGUCUCCUCCAACCACGCCCACCCGCUGGUGCGUCUGGCCCUGGAGGUGCAGCAGCUCAGCGAGCAGCUGGCCCUGGCCUCCGCCUCCUCCUCCAACAGCUCCAGCACCGCCUCCACCAUCAACAAACCCCCGCCGCCCCGCCACCGCCGGCCCGACGCCAACCUCAACCAGAACACCAACAACGGCACCUUCCUGUUCCCCGCCCCGCGGGCCCAGGCCCGCCCGGUGCCUCCUGCUCCCACCUCUUCCAGCAGCUCCUCCAACCCCAAGACCUCCAGGGUUAACUCCUCCGCCUCCUCCUCCUCCUCCUCCUCCUCCUCCUCCUCGUCUGCCGCCCAUAAGGACCACCCCAGCGCCAGCGGCAGCGCCAAACACACCUUCCUCUUCGGUCCCCCGGCCUCAUCGGCGCAGGACCCCCGCGCCGAGCCGCGCUACUACCCCAACGCCAAGCUGCCGCACGGCAACAGGCCUACCAUUGGCUCCUGAGAGCUCCGCCCACCCCACUGUCGGUGCCCAGCUGCCACGGCCCUUCCCCCCCUGCUCUCUAUUAUAUUGAAGAGCUGUUUCCCCCAAUGACUGGGGAUUAUUUACAAAGGGCCCGCCCUUGAGUUCUGAGAUGGACCAAUCACAAUGGAGUGAGGAGGAGGUUACUCAGAGACCUGGUUGUCAGGGGCGACAGUAGGAGGGGACCUGAUUGAAGGGUUUUUACAGGAGCGAUGGAGGCACCCUGACUUGUAUCUGAGGUGUUCAAGAGUUGGACAACGUUGGACAACUACUUUGUUUGUGACUUUUCACAGAAUUCAAGUUAUCAGUAUUUAAUUCAUGGUAAUUGUAUCCGUAUUGUAUAAAGGCUAAUACCAAGAAGAAUUAUGGACAGAAAAUCUGUAAUUAUACAAGAGCUGAGUGGGUCCUCAGUCACCUGAACCUUUUUGAAGUUGGCUAUAUCCUCUAGUGACUAGUCACAAAGAGAAGAAGCUAAGACUGUUGGAUGGAAACUCCACGUAUGUAUGUAUGGCAGGUAUGGAGAUCAUUAUGGAUUAACGGAUGACCCCCUGACCCCUAGCACUGACCCCUGACACUUCAUGAGGCUUCUGUACAGCACCUCCUGACCGGUACAAAUAUGAUGCGUUGCAACCUUCUCAUUUACAGAGUGCAGAGUGCAGGACAGAGUGUUCCGAAAGCACACCGGACAUAAAGCAGGCCGAACACGCAGGUGCUCAAUGUGCUCUCCAGGAAAACAGUCCAGUGAGCUGAAAUCUAGAAUUUAGGGCAUGAAAGCUAUUCUGGUCCUGUUCUCACAUCUCUCCACGCGCGCGCCCGCCGGCAGCACGCACAAGGGAUUUAUAUUCAGCCCUGUGUUACAAAGAAAUCCUCUGCCUCUGUGGCACGAUGGGCACUUAUGGCUGAAUUCUGGUGGACUGUUCAGUAUUAGAAUAUAUAUAUAUAU
Messenger RNA from Gadus chalcogrammus (walleye pollock), 3974 nucleotides. It is a transcript of the gene mtmr11, whose product is annotated as myotubularin related protein 11. The record is from RefSeq and is a predicted model, not a curated record. Lineage: Eukaryota; Metazoa; Chordata; Actinopteri; Gadiformes; Gadidae. The transcript has 17 exons. Bases 398 to 3013 code for a protein of 871 amino acids.